Molecule: messenger RNA, 913 nt
Organism: Medicago truncatula (barrel medic)
Lineage: Eukaryota; Viridiplantae; Streptophyta; Magnoliopsida; Fabales; Fabaceae
Exons: 1
Coding region: 184-660 (158 amino acids)
Source: RefSeq, a predicted model, not a curated record
AAUAAAGAAAAGCUUCAUAUGAAGCUCUUUAUAAAAGCAUGACAAAGGCAUGUCAUUGUGGAACCACCAUUAACAACGUAGGAGAAAGAAAAAAUAAACCAUUGAUCAUAUGCAACUAAACACACACAUAUACUAUAUAUAUUAGUGAUAAAAAAACAUUGUAUUUUAACUUCCAAAACCAACAUGGCAAACAAUAAGGGUUACUUUGCAAGAAGAAACCACCUCUUUCUUUCUGGUGAUAGAGACUCUUCUCUAACGGAUUCAGAUACCAUGUUUGAAUUUGAAGAAUCAGACAUUUACAAUUCCAAUCAUGCUAACUCCAUAGAGUUUCGCAAAUCUAUUCAUGGCUCUCGCUUGGCCAAGAAACCAUCUUCACCGAAGCAGAAGCAAAUGGACGCUGGAGUAGCUCCAGCGUCCAUGCCAGUAAAGAUCCCCGACUGGUCUAAGAUCCUCGGGGAUGAGUACAAAAAUAACUAUACCAAGAGAAAUUACGUGGAAGAAGAGGAUGAAGACGACGAUGAGUGGUUACCACCACAUGAAUUUUUGGCGAGGACAAGAGUGGCUUCUUUCUCUGUACACGAAGGUGUUGGAAGGACUCUCAAGGGAAGAGAUCUUAGCAGGCUUAGAAAUGCAAUAUGGGCAAAAACUGGGUUCCAAUAAUUUUACCAUUUUUCUGUGUUUUUUUGCUUUUAUUUUUGGUGGGUGAGCACAUUACGUUCGUAUAAUAUAUAGUAUGUGUUUACUAUAAGUGAAAUAUAUCUAUCAUUUACUCAAAAAAUAAGUGAAAUCUAUUAUUUACGUUUGUAUUGAGAUUGAGAUGAUUAACAUGUAUGAGGUUGCGGAUAUUGAUUUGAAACCUGGUGUUUGUAUUGAUGUCCAUAUCCUCAUGAAGAAUUAAGGAUUUUUUCAUCAA